ACGAUGAGACCCUUCCCAGUUCUGUGCUUGCUGCUCCUCAGCCUCGGGGUGGCCUCACGCCACCGCUCCCGUUCCCGCUCCCGCUCCUGGGAGAAGAAAGUGAAGGAGUCCUCUGUGGGUGCUGAGGUAGCUCCCAGAAGCGAGGACUUUGCCUUCAGCCUCUACAGGGCCUUGGCUUCUGAAGCCCCUGGUCAGAAUGUCAUCUUCUCUCCUAUGAGCGUGUCCUUGAGCUUGGGCAUGCUCUCUCUGGGGACUGGCUCCCACACGAAGACACAGAUCCUGGAGGGCCUGGGACUCAGCCUCCAGCAAAGCCAAGAGGAAAAGCUCCACAAGGGCUUCCAACAGCUGCUGCAGAGGUUCAGCCAGCUUAGAGACGGCCUCCAGUUGGGCCUGGGCAGCGCCCUUUUUGCAGACCCAAACGUACAUAUUCGGGACAGCUUCCUGAGUGCCAUGAAGAUGCUGUACAUGGCGGACACUUUCUCUACCAACUUUGGGAACCCUGAAAUGGCUAAGAAGCAGAUCAAUGACUAUGUGGCCAAGCAGACCAAGGGCAAGAUUGUGGACCUGAUCAAGGAUUUGGACAGUACCCACAUCAUGGUGUUGAUAAAUUACAUCUUUUUCAGAGCCAAGUGGGAGACGGCCUUCAGUGACAAAAAUACCCAACAGAAAACUUUCUACGUGACCCCCAAGAAGGCCAUACAGGUGCCCAUGAUGAACCGUGAAGAUGAGUACUACUACGCCAUAGACCAAAGCAUUUCCUGCAUAGUGGUGAAGGUCCCUUACCAAGACAAUGCCACUGCUCUGUUCAUUCUCCCCAGUGAAGGCAGGACGCAGCAGGUGGAGAAUGGCCUGGACGGGAGAGUACUGAGGAACUGGCUGAACACAGACACAAAGAGCCUGUUGAACCUUUACCUCCCCAAGUUCUCCAUUGAGGGCACCUACCGACUGGAGAAAAUCCUCCCCAAGCUGGGCAUCAGGGACGCCUUCACCUCCCAUGCUGACCUGUCUGGCAUCACUAACCACGCCAAUAUCAAGUUGUCUGAGAUGGUGCAUGCAUCAGUGGUGGAGGUAGACGAGUCAGGGACCACAGCAGCUGCUGCCACAGGAGAGGUCUUCACAUUCAGAUCUGCUCGACCCAGGACUGUGAAGAUAGAAUUCAACAGACCCUUUCUGUUUGCCAUCGUGGAGAAGAUGAAUCUCUUGUUCCUUGGCAGAGUGACCCAUCCCUGAGGGGGCGGGGCUCUUUCUGAUACCCACAGGCUUACCCAGAGG
Phodopus roborovskii (desert hamster) is the source of this 1272-nucleotide messenger RNA. It is a transcript of the gene Serpina5, whose product is annotated as serpin family A member 5. The record is from RefSeq and is a predicted model, not a curated record. Gene Ontology annotation, molecular function: serine-type endopeptidase inhibitor activity. The transcript is spliced from 4 exons. The coding region runs from base 4 to 1230 and encodes 408 amino acids. Gene Ontology annotation, biological process: negative regulation of endopeptidase activity. Lineage: Eukaryota; Metazoa; Chordata; Mammalia; Rodentia; Cricetidae.